AUGACGUCUUCCCGGGCACCAUCACGUAGUUUUACAAGGACACAAAGCGCAGGGCAGCUAGAAAUGGGAGAAUCUCAGCAGGGUUCGCCUAAUUUUGGACCUGCGGUUGUGAGUUGUAUCAAUGGUCAUGAUUUGCGGCUUAUCCAUUUCUGUUCGGUGCCUGUUUUCGAAAAUUUGGUUUUUAAGGAAUACUCCCUACCUGGGGUGGAGCAUCCUCAGCGAGAAUCCUUAGCAUUUCGAAGCAUCUCGGCCGAAACUCUGGCUUCGGAGAUUCGGCGGCUUGGUCCGGAGGAGUUCGAACGUCGUUAUUUGCUCAUCGAUUGCAGGUACCCAUAUGAAUAUGAGGGUGGGCAUGUGAAGUGUGCCAUUAACCUCCAUGAUCAAAACGAGCUGGAGAACCUGUUCUUUCCCGAUGAUCCCAAUCACCCAAUCCGCUCACGAAUUCCAAUAUUCUACUGCGAAUUCAGUCAGAAGCGCGGCCCUGGAAUGGCACUUGCACUGCGCAGCAUCGAUCGGAUGCGUAACGAACUNAACUAUCCGAAGGUAGAUUACGCUGAGAUGUACUUGCUCGAUCAUGGUUAUCGAAAAUUCUGGAAUGAUGAAUUCGAUAUUUGUGAUAUACAUCGAGCGGAAUAUCACUCGUACAAGUAUGGAGUGGACGAGUUGUUGCGCUUCAGUAGUUCAGCUUUUCUGAUUAGUUCUGCAGCAGCUCUGAAGCAUUGGCUUCUUAAUGUCACAACUCGUGCUAGAGCAUCUCUGAAAACAUUUUCCUCUUUGAACUCCUCCAUAACUACACGACUUCUGAUAAAGCGGAUUGACGUCAAGUUUUGA
Messenger RNA from Haemonchus placei, 831 nucleotides. The record is from the annotation of a GenBank genome assembly. Lineage: Eukaryota; Metazoa; Nematoda; Chromadorea; Rhabditida; Trichostrongylidae.